Nycticebus coucang (slow loris) is the source of this 1527-nucleotide messenger RNA. RefSeq names its product zinc finger protein 596-like. Gene Ontology annotation, biological process: regulation of DNA-templated transcription. Bases 255 to 1001 code for a protein of 248 amino acids. NCBI's taxonomy places the organism in Eukaryota, Metazoa, Chordata, Mammalia, Primates, Lorisidae. The transcript has 8 exons. The record is from RefSeq and is a predicted model, not a curated record.
CUGGCUCUACCCGUCAAGGAGAGAAGCUGGCCAGCUUCUACUUUGUUCAAUCAUUCAAUUUGGCAAGAAGGCGCCCCUGGUGAUGCUGUGAUUGGAGCGAAUCUGUUGCCUUCCAUCAGGAGCAUGUACUGGGGGCCCUCUUUAGCGACCCUGAGGUGCGCCAGUCUGAGCCCUCCACCAACAAGCCUCACCUGGGGAGAUUUUAGUGGGCGUCUGAGAACUCUGCUUACAACAAACCUCAUCAUCUUUCAGAAAUGGUGGAACGUCCUUACAUCCAUGAGGAUGAAGCCUCCCCAGGAGUCACUGCACACUUCUGGACUCUAAGCUUCUCUCUUGGAUGGAGCGCUCCCCGAGACAGCCUGCAGGAGGGCACGCAGGACGCCCUUCAAAUGUGGGGAGGAGUGAAGAGAGAAUGGCAGAGUGAUGAGUGGUGGCCUGUGGAACUGUCUCUGCCCCAUGUGAAGGAACCCAUGACCUUUGAGGAUAUAGUUGUAGACUUUGCAAAGGAAGAGUGGGCCUUGCUGGACACAUCCCAGAGGAAACUUUACAGAGAUGUGAUGCUAGAGAACAUUAAUCAUCUGGUCUCCAUUGGUAAAGAAGGUGACUUUAAACAAGAAAUGACAUCCAUGCAACACAUCUGUCAGAAGGACACAUCCAUUGUGGGCACAAUGGUAUCUUAUAUUCAAGAAGAUCCUUUUGAAUAUAAUAAUUUGGGAGAAUAUUUUAUUGAUCAUAUAGCAUUGACUCAAACUAUGAUAACUUACAUGGGAAAGAAACACUACAUGACCAAAAAGUUUGUGAAACCCUUCAGUGACUGGUUAUUUUUUAAUCAGUAUAAGGAAAUUCAUACUAGAUGUAAAUCAUAUCAAAAUCAUCUGUGUGGUUAUCUUUUUAAUCAGAGCUCUUCCUUUAAAAAACACAGUAAGACCCACACUGGAGAGAUAGCAUUUGAAUGUGAUGUGUGUGGCAAAACUUUCAGUAAAAGUUCUAAUCUUAGAUGACAUGAGAUGAUUCAUACUGGAGAGAAACCACAUGGAUGUCAUCUGUGUGGAAAAGCCUUUACUCAUUGCUCUGACCUUAGAAAACAUGAGAGAAUUCACACUGGAGAGAAACCUUAUGGGUGUCAUCUAUGUGGGAAGGCCUUCAGUAAAAGUUCUAACCUUAGGCAACAUGAAGUAAUUUACACUAAAGAGAAAACACAUAGAUGUCAUCUGUGUGGGAAAGCAUUCACUCACUGCUCUGACCUUAGAAAACACGAGAGAACCCACUUUGGAGGAAAACCCUAUGGAUGUCCUCUAUGUGGGAAAGCCUUCAGUAAAUGUUCUUAUCUUAGACAACAUGAGAGAACUCACAAUGGGGAGAAGCCAUAUGAAUGUCAUCUAUGUGGAAAAGCCUUCUCUCAUUGUUCUCACCUUAGACAACAUGAGGGAACUCAUGAGGGAGAGAAACCACCUGGAUUUCAUCUGUGUGGGAAAGCCUUCACUGAAUCUUCUGUUCUUAAACGAUAUGAGAGAAUUCACACUGGAG